UCAUUAGUAUUCAGAAAACAAUCUUUAUACAUUCAACAACAAUAAUAGAAUAAUUAUCCUCAACCUCCUUCUAAGCACUUUGAUGACUAACCAAUAAACUCACUUUUUCUUUUCCUCUAAAUUUACCAUCAAGUUGUAAAGGUGGAAACUUUCCCUCGGUUUCCCUCAUGUUCUCACUUCUUACCACUCCCACUGUUCUAUUUUUUUUUUUUUCUCUCUUGCUCACUUUUUUCCUUGUCCUCACUAACUUCUAAUGGAGUCAAAGGUAAAAGUGUAAAUUUACGUCCAUCUUUAACAACAGAAUAUUUGUUAGUCUUGCUUAUAUGUCAUAUUGUCUAUAUCAGCCUAGAAGCAAAUGACAAGCUUGGUGUGAACCUAAUCAUAAUACUUACCAAUCCUGAACUUGAUCAUUACUAUCUUGGUUGAGUUUCCCAUAAUUGUUCAACCAUUAGAGUCUAUAUGGUGUAAGAUGUUUCUUUGUACGCAGUUAAAUUCCUCUACCAAACACUUGUCAUACUUGCACAACUUCCACUAUCAGUGAUCACUGAGAAAAUAUCUCCCAUAAUCUUGCAUCUAGCAUCAAAAGAUUUUCUCUUUGACCUUGAUCUUGUACUUCCUUAGCUAAGGCUCCCAUAAGUCUCCUUACACCAAAUAGCACUUCGGUCCAUCUUCUUCCCGCUCUCCAUGUUCACCUUCACUUUCUUCUCCAACAUCUUCACCAUGACCACUAUCUCCUGUUUGAUAAUCCCCAUUAUCCAUGUUAAUGAUAAUUCUACAAUUUGGGCAAUCCCGCAUGUAAUAUCCUAAGUCAUGGAAUUUAUCAGGGGCGGGUCUACAAUAGCGGAUGUGGAUUCUCGGGAACCCCCACCCGCUACCGUAGAUUCUGUAAAUAUAUUGAUAAAUAUAUUAAUAGUAUAAGAAUUUUAAGAUGGGAAUCCACAACUAAAUGAGUGGUUGGUUCCACAGCAAAGAGGGACCCAUCAAAUGCUCGUCGUCCAGCAUAUACGGGAUUGAUUCCCGCUACACCCGUCCUUUUAAUUCAAUUCGCUUUCCAAUUAAAAAUUUCUGUUCUUCUUUGGUUCUUCCAGCUACCAUCCCACUCCCCACCAGUCUGACAGGGAUCCUUCAACGAUAUGAAAGCCAUGUCGAAGCAGAAAAAGAGAUCUCUGCAGAAAUCCAGGUCGCAGAGAACUCUAAGUACUCAAGGUUCAUGACAAUGGGAGAACUGUUACAAACAACAGGAAGGCAACUUGAGGAAGCUAGUGCUGAUGAUCUCACUGUGACUGACCUUUCCCAUUUGGAAAACGAACUUCAAAGUGCUCUAACACAAACCAGAUCUAGAAAGACGCAUUUGAUGCUUGAAUCUGUUAAGGGUCUUCAUGAGAAGGAAAAACUGCUGCGAGAGGAAAACAAACUUCUGGAGGACAAUAUAGCUAGGAUCAAGAAAAACAGGAAAGUGAAUGAGAUGUCUACGGAUUCCACUGACCUUCCACCACCCCACGUAAUUUGCGUACAACAGAGAGUGACCCUCAAUUUUCUCCAGUGAUUAUCGUUGCAUUUGUGAAAUAGCCUUGCAGAGCCCUGGGUGAUUUACCUGAUAAAGGGUUAAGUGGCUCCUGUAUUCAGUAUCAUGUUGUACAUGAAAGUAAGAAAUAACUAACAAUGUUGUGCAGUUUCAGUAAAAACUAAUUGCUCAUAUGUAUGACCGCGUAAUUAAAAAGGUGAAGAUGAACUGCUGCCCUCCAGUUUGUGUUUUAUGCAUUCAGUGUUUUCGUUGUG
Molecule: messenger RNA, 1779 nt
Organism: Lycium ferocissimum
Lineage: Eukaryota; Viridiplantae; Streptophyta; Magnoliopsida; Solanales; Solanaceae
Product: agamous-like MADS-box protein AGL27
Exons: 7
Coding region: 947-1546 (199 amino acids)
Biological process (GO): positive regulation of transcription by RNA polymerase II
Cellular component (GO): nucleus
Molecular function (GO): RNA polymerase II cis-regulatory region sequence-specific DNA binding; protein dimerization activity; DNA-binding transcription factor activity, RNA polymerase II-specific
Source: RefSeq, a predicted model, not a curated record